Penicillium cinerascens is the source of this 1620-nucleotide messenger RNA. RefSeq names its product fungal specific transcription factor domain-containing protein. Lineage: Eukaryota; Fungi; Ascomycota; Eurotiomycetes; Eurotiales; Aspergillaceae. The coding region runs from base 1 to 1620 and encodes 539 amino acids. Gene Ontology annotation, cellular component: nucleus. The transcript is spliced from 4 exons. The record is from RefSeq and is a predicted model, not a curated record. Gene Ontology annotation, molecular function: zinc ion binding; DNA binding. Gene Ontology annotation, biological process: DNA-templated transcription.
AUGGAUGGCCGUCUACGGAAGAAACGCACAUUCAAAAUUAGAACAAAGUUCGGCAAUGCCCGUGAGUGGAGGAGUCGCAAGAACCGGCCAUGCGAUGCGUGCCGUCGUCGAAAGACGGCGGGCUUGCUCUGUCGCUCCAUCAACGAUGAGUCGCACCCACCGUCUCCACAUGACGAGGCGGAAAUUGGUCGUGAUGAUCAAGAAUGCAGUACGAGGAUGCCGUCAACUGUAGAAGACUCCGGUGAGUCUUCACUCGGUCCAGAAGAUUCGACGUCACGACUGGAUAUGUCGCCUGUCCACGCCAGAUCCUUACCAGGAGAUACGCCAUUACCCCUGAGACACUCCCACGCCGAACCGUUGUCCUGGUUGGGACAAGAAUCAUCGCCGACAGCAGUAUCACCUGGGGCACCUGGAAUAUCUUCCGUCGUGCCACUAAUGUAUACGCUGGAAGAUAAUGAGAAUCGGACUGCCCAUAGCAUGGGGCUUUCCGCCGAACAAGACACUGACCUCCUGGCUUCAUUCCGAUCAGUGAUCAUGAAUGAGAAAGAUGGAGUUAGCGCAGACGUGAUUCAAGUCAGUCCCGCAAAUUCAAGCCAGAAUGUACCCCCAAUCCAUUUUAAUGUGCUUCACGACGAAUUCCAACCCGCCGAUGAUGUUGCCAAGGCCCGGGCAUCGGAGACAAUCGAGGCCAUGGUAUCUCCGCAUGGCGCUACCCUUGUGCGGCUCUUCUUCAAACAUAUCCACCCGGUAUAUUGUGUUGUCUCAAAGACCCGCUUUCUACAGGCAUAUGCAAUAGACAAGCUGCAAAUACCUGCGUCUUUACGUGGUGCUAUUUACGGUCUAGGGUCAAUGUUUUGGAAGCACGAGUUCGCCCAAGACGGGACCUUGCAGUUCGACCUGCACGACCUAUUUCAAGAAGCCCAUUCAUCACUUCAAAGAGAGUUUCAUGCUCCCAACCUUUGGAAAUUACAAGCAUGCCUUUUGCUCCUGUAUGAGAGACCGGCUGACAAUGCGACGAUUGAAACGCCCUGUACAUGGGUCUUCUCCGCGCAUACCGUGGCAUGUGCUCAGAUGAUUGGCUUACAUAGAGAUCCUACGUUUUGGCAAAUUGCACCGUGGGAGAAGAAGCUACGCAGGAAACUAUGGUGGUCUACUUACAUCGCUGAUAUUUGGUCAUCGGUUUGCCAUGGAAACCCGCCUCUCAUUUAUCAAGACUCGUUUACAACAGCUGCGCCUAGUAUUGAAGACCUAGCAUUCGAUGAAGAGGUCCCCGAAGGGAUACGACAUAUGGUGGAUGAAUCCAGCAGAGAUGUGGAUAUCUCCACCAGCGCACGAUUCUUACAGAUGUAUGCCUGGCAGAUUUCUCAAGGAAAGGUACCUAUGCUGAUAGCGAUUUUUAGUACUGAUAUCGGAUACGAAAAAACCAUGUCGAAGCCCUUGGAACGCGAGAAAGAACUGUUGAAAAUCAAGAAAAACCUGGAAAACUGGACCUGUAUGGCUCCGCACGCCACUACACCUGGCUUUUUUCGCAAUACAAGCUCUUUUAUAUCGAGCGUUGAUGAGUCCCGCGACGACAGCCGCAAAAUCAGAUCCCAAUUCUUCGCUGCGUCGAUACUUUGA